Messenger RNA from Haplochromis burtoni (Burton's mouthbrooder), 2036 nucleotides. It is a transcript of the gene utp23, whose product is annotated as UTP23 small subunit processome component. Gene Ontology annotation, molecular function: small ribosomal subunit rRNA binding. The record is from RefSeq and is a predicted model, not a curated record. Gene Ontology annotation, cellular component: nucleolus; small-subunit processome. The transcript is spliced from 3 exons. Lineage: Eukaryota; Metazoa; Chordata; Actinopteri; Cichliformes; Cichlidae. Bases 199 to 963 code for a protein of 254 amino acids.
AACGAAAGAAAGCGGGAACUUUAGUCCUACAUGUUGUUUCCAGUCGGACAGUUGAGGGGCAACGACCGUAAGCGUGUUGUGUACAGCGCACAUGCUGUGUUUGAUCAUUCUAACGUUAACAGUAUUUUCACGGUUAACGCGCGUCACUGACGGUUGUUUGUGUUUUAAUACGCGCUCUUUCGUCACUGGCCCGCCGCCAUGAAGAUUAAGCGGCAGAAACAAGCCAAGAAGACGAUCAGUUUCUACAAAUACAACUUCGGCUUCAGGGAACCCUUCCAAAUCCUCAUCGAUGGAACUUUCUGUCAAGCGGCCUUGAAGAACAAGAUUCAGAUCAAAGAGCAGAUGCCCAAAUACCUAAUGGGAGAGGUGCAGUUGUGCACCACCAGCUGUGCGCUGAAGGAGCUCGAGACGCUUGGAAAACAGCUGUACGGGGCCAAGAUCAUCCUGCAGAGGUUUCAGGUCAGGAAGUGUCCGCAUUUCAAGGAGCCGGUCUCAGCAUCAGAGUGUCUGCUGUCCAUGCUGGAAGAGACCAACUCGCACCACUACUUCGUUGCCACACAGGACCACACAGUCACCACGGGGCUGAAGAAAAUUCCAGGAGUUCCUCUGCUUUACAUCAUCCUCAACACCAUUGUGCUGGACAAGCCCAGCCAGGCGUCCCUCGACCACGUCCAGGCCGUCCAGCUGGGAGAGCUGGUCAGCCCGGCCCAGCAACAGAGUAUCCGGACCCUGAAGGAGGAGCAGGGAAUUGGCCAGAAGGACGGAGAAAGGCGUGGGAAGAAGAGGAAGAGGAAACAGUCCAACCCCAACCCGCUGAGCUGCCUGAAGAAAAAGAAGAAAGGAGUCCCGACACCUCCGCUGAAGAAGACAGAGCAGGAGGGGAAGAGGAAGAGAAGCCGACACAAGAAACGAAAAGUGGAGGCAGGAGAUGGCACAGCUGCCCCAGCAGCUGCUAAUACAUAAAACAGCAGGAAGACAGAGACUUCAACCUUUUCCAUUCACCUGAUUUAUAGGUUUACUUUUUGAUAUGACUGCAGAGGAAAAGAAACGUUUAUUACAUAAUAUUUUAAAAAUGCCAUUUUGUAGUGUUAUUUGUUUUAUUUUGAAAAACCUUACAGGUAAGGGAAUGAAACUUUUCUCAGACAACAUCUUUAUGAUUUCUUUUAUACAAAAUCAAAAAAGCAGGUUUCGUUACAGGCACAUAGUUUAAAAUAUAAGAUGCACUCAGACAUUAAACAGUUUACCCUUUUUCUUUUUUUUAGAUGGAAGGGGAUAUCAAAAACAAUGCAUUUAGCUGUCUUUGGACACACUAACUUGUUUCCACUGUUGAUAUUUCGUGCAGAUUAAAUUUAAGCUGCAGUAUUUUCUCAUACCACGAUGACUUACAGCAACAAAAGUCCAUCCAGUUUCCAUCUGAUCCUGUCAUCCAGCCAUUCUAGAGAUUAAUAAUGAAAUCUGCUUUUAAAUGAAAAAACAAUUCAUUCUCUUUAGCUGCUAUACAGCAAUACAACAAUAAAUUAAUACUAUCAAAAGUGACACAGAGCACAACAACUUAAUUGUCUUAAUAAACAAGACAGUGCAUCACUGUAUCCAUAUACAAUAAGGACACUGAGUAAAGUGAAUCUCACCUCAAGUUAUUUUAAGGAUUUGAAAAAAAGUAACAUGGCAAUGAAAAGAAAUUUCACACAAAUUGGACUUGAUUCAAAUAUUUCAGGAUAGCAUGCAAGUAUAGCAGACCACUCAUGUUUUUAUCUAUAGGCUGAGGUCCCGAAGCUAGGUUUUAUUAAACUGUGUCCCAAAUCCACAGCACAUAGUAACAAGGUCCAAGACAACGUGAUGAAAAGUCUCAAUAUUUCAUAUUUUAUACUAACAGGCAAUGAUGGAGAAAACUUAAUUCCUUACAAGUUUAGAGAGGAAGCAGCAGGAGUUGUUAAAGGUGUUCCCAGAACUGUUUUAUCAGAAUUUUAAAUCUGAAUCAGGAAAAGUAUGCAUAAUCACGAUGCACUGAAAAAAAAAAAGGUGAUUUUACCCCUUAA